Messenger RNA from Epinephelus lanceolatus (giant grouper), 5115 nucleotides. RefSeq names its product leucine rich repeat and fibronectin type III domain containing 2b (gene lrfn2b). Gene Ontology annotation, cellular component: postsynaptic density membrane; cell surface. Lineage: Eukaryota; Metazoa; Chordata; Actinopteri; Perciformes; Serranidae. Gene Ontology annotation, molecular function: protein binding. The record is from RefSeq and is a predicted model, not a curated record.
GACAACAGCACAGAGCGCGGAGGAAAAAAUAUAUUUGUAUCCGCUGUGCGAGGAUAUUAUCUCCUUCCUUCUCAUCAGCGCAGAGUGGAUUUUUAUUUAAACGCGCGUCAGAACAGAAUUAUCUGACUCCUUGAAAGUUUAUUCAGACUGUUCCAAUUUCUCAAACUUAAAACACCUCACACUGGGAGCUGAUCGAUGCGAGGAGCCAGCGAAGUGGUUUGCUCGCCAGUAGUGUGGUCAGAGCGGGCUGUGAGCGGCGGAGCGGUGCGCGCCUCGCUCGCUCUUUACGCGCAAAGGGAAAAGAGUGAUCAGGCAACACCGGGAAUCCAUGACGAGAAAUGGAAAUUACAAAUUGGAAUUAAAUGUUGAAAUGACAAUGUCUUGAUCAUCGACUGCAUCUCCUGGACUGAGAAGCCGCUGGAAAACGCCUGAUACAAGAGAGAUGGCCUUGAAUUCUGUUGUUAAGCAGAGUACCUGCAACCACAUCUCCACAAUUAACAGGAGGUUGUGACGAUGAGGAUGUGUUCGGAGCCCCAGGCACUGCAAAGGUGUGAAGAUGGAGUCCUGACCUCAGGUGGUUCUUCCACCUCAUAAUCCUCACUGUCGUCUCUUUCUGUUGGUGUGGGAGUGGGAGACGUGGAGGCUGUGAUUAGCGGGCUGAGCCCGUGAGUGAACCUAUGGCAGAGAGACAGCACAGUGCAGGUUCCUAUGUAUGACUCUACCAUGGACCACAUCAUCUGCUACCUGCUGGUCCUGGGAUCCACAGUGAUGAUCACCCAUGCAUGCCCCAAGUACUGUGUAUGCCAGAAUCUGUCCGAAUCCCUGGGGACAUUGUGUCCCUCCAAAGGCCUUCUUUUUGUGCCUCCGGACAUUGACCGCAGCACGGUGGAGCUCCGUCUGGGAGGCAACUACAUCCUCCGCAUUACGCAGCAGGACUUUGCCAAUAUGACCGACCUGGUGGACCUGACCCUCUCCAGGAACACCAUCAGCUACAUUCAGCCUUUCUCUUUUGGUGACUUGGAAACACUACGCUCGCUUCAUCUGGACAACAACCGCUUGGUGGAGCUAGGCCCUGAUGACUUGCGAGGCUUGGUCAACCUGCAGCACCUCAUCGUUAACAAUAACCAACUGGGACGCGUCCAUGACAAGGCCUUUGAGGACCUGGCACCUGCCUUGGAAGAUCUGGAUCUCUCCUACAACAACUUGAUGUCUUUGCCCUGGGACUCAGUCCGCCAGAUGAUUAACCUGCACCAGCUUAGUCUGGACCACAACCUUCUGGACUUUAUUCCAGAGGGGACUUUUACUGACCUAGAAAGGCUGGCGAGAUUGGACCUGACCUCAAAUCGCUUGCAAAAGCUACCCCCAGACCCCAUCUUUGCCCGUGCCCAGGACUCAAUGAUUCUGACUACACCUUAUGCUCCCCAGCUGUCUCUAAGUCUAGGUGGGAACCCACUGCAUUGCAACUGUGAGAUGCUGUGGCUGCGCAGGCUUGAAAGAGACGACGACCUGGAAACUUGUGCCUCCCCUCCUGCUGUGAAGGGUCGUUACUUUUGGAAUGUGAAGGAGGAGGAGUUUUUGUGUCAGCCGCCUCUUAUUACCCAGCACACCCACAGAAUGCUGGUACUGGAGGGCCAAACGGCCAGCUUAAGGUGCGAAGCAACUGGAGACCCUUCUCCUACCAUCCAUUGGAUCUCCCCUGAUGAUCGGCUGCUUGGCAACUCCUCCCGAACCGCAGUGUACAGCAACGGAACCCUGAGCAUCACAAUCACCACCUCGAAGGACUACGGCACCUUCACCUGCAUCGCUGCUAAUGUGGCCGGGGAGUCCACCGCCUCUGUGGAGGUGUCCAUCGUUCAGCUCCCGCACCUCAGCAACGGCACUGGUCAGCCAGCACCACCGAAGUCACGCCUCUCUGAUAUCACAGGGACCACUAGGAUCAGCAAGGGCGCUCCCAAGAGCCAACCAGAGAGGACUGUGUCCGUCUCUGAGGUGACAGCUGUUUCAGCGCUGGUCAAGUGGACAGUCAGCAAGUCAUCUCCCAAAGUGAAGAUGUACCAGCUCCAGUACAACUGCUCUGAUGAUGAGGUUCUCAUCUACAGGAUGAUCCCGGCCUCCAGCAAAGCAUUCCUGGUGACGAAUCUGGUGUCGGGAACGCGUUACGAUCUGUGUGUGCUGGCCGCCUGGGAUGACACCGCCACUACGCUCACGGCCACAAACGUGGUGGGCUGCACCCAUUUCUUCACCCAGGAUGACUACCCUCAGUGCCAGUCUCUGCCCAGCCAGCUGCUUGGAGGCACCAUGAUCCUGGUGGUGGGGGGCAUCAUUGUGGCCACUCUGCUCGUGUUCAUCGUCAUCCUCAUGGUGCGCUACAAAGCUGCAGAUACUGAGCCCCCAGUGGGUAAACUGACCAACGUCAGCGACACACACUCUCAGACCAACGGGGGUCGACUCGGGCAAAAUGGACUUCUCAUGCCCCAGUCUCAGCCUCAGCCUGAGCUGGUCAAGGCCAAAGUGACUCUGCAGGAUGAGGUGGUGGAGUUCAAGUGCGGCUCCCUCCAAAGCAGCCUCACCUCUUCUUCCUCGUCCUCAGGUUCCAUGGCGGCGGGAUCUUACAGCCCCAACAGCACACUUGCCAGCAUUUGGAGGUCAGCUCCCUCCAAGCCCCGGCCCAACCUGGACCACCUGCUCGGGGCCUUCACCUCGCUGGAGCUGCGGGGGGCGCAGGGCCGUGACCCAGGAACCUCCAGUAGCGCCACAAUGGCGACAGGGAAACCACACACAGACAGGGAGCCGCUGCUGGGCCGGACGCUGGACUCCAGCCUCAGCCGGCUCCUCAUGCUACCUUUGGACUCCAAGCCAAAAAGGAGCCAGUCCUUCGACAUGGGAGACGUACCAAGCGCUGGGGCCACACAGCUGUGCAACAAACCACGCAGGAUCAGCAGUAUCUGGACUAAGAGGAGCCUCUCUGUAAAUGGCAUGCUGCUGCAGUGCGAGGAGGAGGGGGACACGGGAGGGAGCAAGGGUACGAUAGACAGCGCUGACUGGGUGAUGGAGAGUACUGUCUAGGAAAGAUGGAGGACCAUCACACUGUCAAACACUGCCUAAUUGGACGGCCAACAGCCAUGCCAAGACAGACCCACUGUUCUCAGAGCCUUUGUCCCGCAUGAAGCACACACAUUUUCAUCCCUUCCACUCCACCGCUCAGACUCAAGUGGGACAGGAUGAGGGGUUUUCACAGUCAUAGCCAAAUACAAACUUCAGGAAUAAGACCUUUGGAUUGUUUUGCCUCACACUUUGUACAGAGAUGGAUUAACACGGCACCAAGAGCUGAAGGGAAAUGACUGAGCAGUACCCUCUGCUAUAGUGAUCAUGCCCUUGGACUGUUAUUAUACUGUAUAAAUUUAAAGUAUGUAAUGAAAUUAAAGUUUUAUAUUUUUUAUUUUGCUGGUCAAACACAAAUGAUCCAUUACUGGCCUUUGCCUUGACAUAAGAGCAAGGUCAUUACACUAUAAAAACUUCUACUGUAAAUUCAUCCUCAUUUCAGUUACCUACCGACGCUGUUUAACCUUCUUUGACGGAAUGGUGAAGUAUAUAUACGUAGAUGUGAUGCUAUGAUUCAUGAAGAUUUAAGAAAAAGAUUUAUUGACAAAGCUGUAUGUGAAUAUAUUUACUUUCUAUACAGAGUAUAUAUUUGAGGGGUCACUCAAUGAUUCUGUAUGCUUAUCAUAUCAAAAUUUAUGUGACUGCAUAGAUUAUGAAACCCAUCAUUUCCUAAACUAUGGCUGUACUUUAUGUGAAGACUCAGUUCAUUGUUUAAAAAAUGCCAAAUUAUCGAGGAGGAAAGUGGUGCAAUGGGCAGGAUGUCCCAAGACAAUUAGGCCUGUUUAUUUCAUGUACAUUUGGUAGAUCCAGUAGCAAAAUGGAUGUUUUUUAUGGGUUUUGUUGUUAUUAAUUGAAGUUUUUUUUUUUAAAAAAAAAGAUGAAAUCCCUGUUUUGUUACACCACCUUAUAAUGCCCUGAAACCAAACAUCUCCUCCAAGUUCAGUGAAAUUAACUGCACAUUCAGGGCAAUGUUGGAUACUACAACAAAACCAGGAUGUAUAUUUUUGAACAUAUAUACACAGAUAUACUGAAUAAGAAUAAAACGCUUUUGUUUUUGCUCCAGUUUUUCAGGAGUCGAAAAAAAAGAUCUAAGGCUUUUUCUAUGCACACAAAAGAAUUAUUUCUCUAAAAUGUUGUUCACAAAAUAAAUAAAAUUAAAAUCUGUGUAAAUGAGCAUUUUGCUAACAUAAUCCAUAAUCUAUCCACCUGACAGAUGCCUUAAAAUUUGAGGGAGCAUGCCAUUGGCAUGCUGACUGCAGGAAUGUCCACCAAAACUGUUGAACUGAAUGUUUAUUUCACUAGCAUAAGCUGUCUCCACUGUAAUUUCUGAGACUCUGCAACAAACCUCACAAUGGCAGACCUUGUGAAACCAGCUCAGUACCUCCACCUUCACUUGCAAGCUACUAACAUGAACAUCCAGAUGGUUUGUGAGCGUUUGUGCAGAAAUUCUUCAGUAGUGCAGACCAAUCGACUGAAGAUGCUGGAUGCAGAGGUUCUGAGCUGUUGUGGUUUAACAUAGUUGUAAAGACAGUUGGAUGUACUGCCAAAUCCUCAUAAAACGCCAUUCAGUUCAGUUCGACAAUCAGCAUACCAAUAAUACACUACCUCAAAACUUGCAACAUUGGUAGUAAUUAUGGGCUUUUAUUGUGGCCUUCCCAAGGUACACCUGUGUAGUAAUGAUGCUACUAAUCAGCAUCUUGUUACUCCAACAUCAUUGAAAACCAGCACUUGGUCAAUGACUUCUGGCAUCAGACACCAACUAAAUAAGCCAUCCUUUCACGUCUGUACAAUACUUGGCCAGUCACCAUAGCGUAUGGCAGUGUCAGGGGGGAAACGCAGGAGGACAGCAACAAAAGUUGUUGUACUGCUGCGGAAAUCCGAGGUGGCGGAAAUCUGAGUAAGUGGGCAGGAGGGGUGGUGUAUGGGUCCAACAACGAGUGAUGGCCAAAUGAAGCCUCAUGAAGCAUUUUCUUUAUUUUCUGAGCCCACUAGAUGGCGAUCUUGGUUUAAAGA